Molecule: messenger RNA, 1833 nt
Organism: Lachancea mirantina
Lineage: Eukaryota; Fungi; Ascomycota; Saccharomycetes; Saccharomycetales; Saccharomycetaceae
Source: the annotation of a GenBank genome assembly
AUGGUUUCGACAAAAUUUGUGGUGUUGCUCUUGCUACGAGGCGUCGUCAGUUUGGCCCAAAAAGCCACCAAUGGCGACGACGAUGACCUGCUACCUUCGCCAGGUUCUCCAGAUUCAGGGAACCCUCCGGUGGGAUCGGAACCAGAUGACGAUGUCAAUCCGGUCAUGGAAGAGAUAUUUUCCUCAUGGGCGCUGUUCAUAUUGUUAUUCUUGCUAAUAUCGGCUCUGUGGUCCAGUUACACACUGGCACAGCGACGCAUUAGGGCCGUUCACGAGACGGUGCUUUCUAUUUUCUACGGCAUGGUCGUGGGGCUCAUAAUUCGGCUCACGCCUGGCCACUACAUCCAGGACACCGUGACCUUCAAUUCCUCCUACUUCUUCAACGUGCUUCUGCCGCCAAUCAUCCUGAACUCGGGCUACGAGCUCAACCAAGUCAACUUCUUCAACAACAUCGUAUCCAUUCUGACGUUCGCAAUUCCGGGCACUUUCAUCUCGGCCGUCGUUUUGGGCGUUAUUCUUUACAUCUGGACGGCGUUGGGGCUCGAGGGCGUCGACAUCUCUUUCGUCGACGCGCUUUCCGUCGGCGCCACGCUGUCGGCCACCGAUCCGGUAACGAUUUUAUCCAUUUUCAACGCUUAUAAGGUGGAUCCUAAACUGUACACCAUCAUUUUUGGCGAAUCUCUGCUCAAUGAUGCAAUUUCCAUUGUCAUGUUCGAAACAUGUCAAAAAUUCCAUGGUAAGCCAGCCAAGUUUUCCUCUUUCUUCGAAGGUACAGGGCUUUUCAUGAUGACUUUCACGGUCUCCUUACUCAUUGGGGUCAUGAUCGGAGUUUUAGUCGCGUUACUGUUGAAGCACACCCUGAUUAGAAGAUACCCCCGCAUCGAAAGCUGUCUCGUGCUAUUGAUUGCCUACGAAUCUUACUUCUUUUCGAAUGGAUGCCAUAUGUCGGGAAUUGUAUCUCUUCUGUUCUGUGGUAUAACGCUGAAGCACUACGCUUACUUCAAUAUGUCAAGGCGCACUCAGAUAACGGUCAAGUACAUAUUCCAACUUUUGGCACAGUUAUCGGAAAACUUCAUCUUCAUUUACCUUGGAUUAUCUCUUUUCACAGAGGUCGAACUGGUCUACAAACCUCUUCUCAUAAUCAUAACUGCGAUCUCCAUCUGUGUAGCGCGGUGGUGCGCCGUUUUUCCCCUGUCAAAUUUCGUCAAUUGGCUUUACAGAGUGAAAACUCUUAGAUCAAUGGGCGUCAGUAACACCAACAGCAUGUCGAUUGCAGAUGAAAUUCCCUAUCAAUAUCAAAUGAUGACAUUUUGGGCUGGCCUGCGUGGUGCUGUUGGUGUUGCUUUGGCCAUGGGACUUCAGGGUGAAUUUAAGUUUACCCUUCUGGCAACAGUGUUAGUUGUUGUUGUCUUGACUGUCAUUAUUUUUGGAGGAACUACGGCAGGAAUGCUAGAUGUGCUGGGGAUCAAGACAGGAUGUAUCGACGAAAACGACGAUAGCGAUGAUGAGUUCGACAUAGAAAUGCCGAGGCCAGUAAGUUUGAAUGCAAGCCCGAUCGUCGCCUACAGAGACGAAGAUCCAAGCACAGAGGUUUUAUCCCCAAAUAUAGCCCCGGUCAUCGGCGAGCCCUUGGGCAGUUCACCCGCUCCGCAGGCUACAUCAAGACUAUCGCUCGAUAGGCAACACCUAAGAGACACGUUCGGCACAAUUUUCAAAGCAGAUUCGCAAUGGUUCACGAACUUCGAUGAGCAAAUUUUAAAACCGGUUUUCCUUGAUAACUCUGGGGGCUCUCCUCAACCCGGACAAGCAAGCGAUACCAGUUAUAGAAGGUGA